Messenger RNA from Vanrija pseudolonga, 5105 nucleotides. It is a transcript of the gene oca2, whose product is annotated as Serine/threonine-protein kinase oca2. Gene Ontology annotation, biological process: protein phosphorylation. NCBI's taxonomy places the organism in Eukaryota, Fungi, Basidiomycota, Tremellomycetes, Trichosporonales, Trichosporonaceae. The transcript has 9 exons. The record is from RefSeq and is a predicted model, not a curated record. Bases 462 to 4988 code for a protein of 1508 amino acids. Gene Ontology annotation, molecular function: ATP binding; protein kinase activity.
AGCCGCGGCCAAGCUUGCACUAGUCGUCGUCGUCACUACCGCAUCAUUGCUCAUCGACGCCUUUGCACCACUCAUACUCCAUCGCACCACUCUUAUCCUAUCUACAGACGCAAGCGACACGCCGUUGCCGCACACGUCUCUCCCUCCACCCCACUCCCCUCCCCCCAAUUCGACCACCCCGCUAUCACUUGUGACUACCCUGCCCCGCCGCACGUUCACGCUCCCCUCCCCCCAAACGCAGCCCCAUCUCACAUCUCACCCACCCCCCCACCACCACACCAUAAUCACCAACUGUUGGAUGUCGGCAUACCCACAAUCAGUAAAGCACCCAGCAGCCCCAGCAAAGCACAAAGCGUGCACAAAGCCAUACCUUGAACUCACCCGCAGCCAGCCAGCAAGCAGCGACCCAUUAUCCCCACCUUCCCUCCCUCCCAACCACCACCAACGCCCACGCCACCACGAUGCUCUCCUCGGCCCCCGCCAUCCCCCUGCAGUCGAUCGACUUUCUCAACGGCGGCAACGGCCGCCGCCUAUCGCUGGUGACGGCCAACGGACGCGAGUUUCUGACAAACCGCGACGGCCUGCCCAGCCCUAACGUCCUGACCCCGAUCGAGGGCCAUACGCCAGCCGAUACCCCGCCAGAGUCGGCGACGCCUUCAGAGACGGGCACGCCGCCCGAGAGCGAAGGCACGACCGAGUUUCCGGGCGUCGCGGCCGCGGCCGCCUCUGCCUCGGCCCAGCACGACCGCCGCAAGUCCAUGUUUGGCGACAUUGAGGACGGCGGCAGCAUUCGAAAAGUGCCGUCCAGAGGCGGUAUCUGGCACGACAAUAACGACGUCUCGCCUCGCUCUGGUUCGCCAGCGAUCCCCGCCACCACGUCGGCCGCCGCUCCUGCCCAGCCCCGCUCUGUCCCCUCGGGCCUCUCCCACGGCUACACUGCACCUCACGGCCUUUCCGAUUCGUCUUCCCCAGCGUCCGGCUCCCCCGGCGGCAGCGACAAGGAAAAGGCCCACUACUCGCCAAGCCAGGCCAAACAUGCCGACCACGCUCCUUCAAACACAUCGGCGUCGCCAUCGCCAACUCCCUCGCGCCAGAAAUCGCAAAAGCACAAUGGACCCCUCCAUGAUCUCCGCCGCUUCCUGAACCACCACAUUGGCCACCACGACAAGGACAAGCCUUCAAAGCACGCCAAUGGCCCCGGUUCCACUUCUCCCUCUACUGGAAUCGCCACUCCUGGCUCGCAGCUCCGUGGACAAGAGUUUGGCCACAGCGUCCCCGACUCGGGUGUCGCCACCCCGGCCCCCUCGAGCAGCACCAACCUCCCCGAGGGUGCUGGCAGGGAUCGUGACGCUCAGCACCAUGGCCACCACACGACUCACCUCGUAGGAUUCAUGCGCCACCACCACCGCGACAAGGACGGCGAAAAGUCGCACUCGUCGCUCGCUUCCUUCUUUGGUCACCACUCGGACAAGAAGAAGAAGGAGAAGGAGCACCGCAGCGACAAGGAUCACCACCACAAGGACAAGGAUGGAUCCCGCUCCUCGUCGGCCGCCCCCUCGCGCACCUCGACUCUGCUCAUGUCGGAAAUGGACACUCACUCGACUGCUUCGACCGUCCCUACCCCUGGCCACCACACUCCCAAGCACGGCAACAACUCGGGCCACGCCACACCAAAGAACCUGCACGACUACCCCGGUGUUCCCGAGCCCGUCGUCGCCCUCACCCACCCAUCAGAUUCCUUCGAGGCCACUCACGCCGCUCUGUCAAAGAAGUACGGCAAGUGGGGCCGUGUUCUUGGUUCGGGUGCUGGUGGUACUGUCAGACUUAUCAAGGCGAGCCAGAAGACUGGCGGUACUACAUACGCCGUCAAGGAGUUCCGCCCAAGGCGACAGGGAGAGAGCGAGAAGGAGUACCUUCGCAAGGUCACUGCCGAGUUCUGUGUUGGCGUGACGCUCCACCACAUCAACGUGAUUGAGACUGUCGACAUUGUCAACGACCAUGGCCACUACUACGAGAUUAUGGAGUACGCCCCGUACGACCUCUUCAGCGUCGUCAUGUCUGGCCGAAUGAACCGCGCAGAAAUCUACUGCGUGUUCCGCCAGAUCAUUGACGGUGUCAACUACCUCCACAGCAUGGGUCUCGCCCACCGUGACCUCAAGCUCGACAACUGUGUCAUGACCAACAACAACAUUGUCAAGCUCAUCGACUUUGGCACUGCCACCGUCUUCCACUACCCCGGCAAGCACCAGAUCCCCGCUUCGGGCGUCGUCGGUUCCGACCCGUACCUCGCCCCCGAGGUCCUUACCAAGGAGACUUACGACCCGCGCCUGACCGAUGUCUGGUCGGUUGCCAUCAUCUUCAUGUGCAUGAUUCUCCGUCGCUUCCCCUGGAAGAUCCCCGACUACAAGACGGAUCUGAGCUUCAAGCUCUACGUCAACACGCACCCCGACCUCUGCCGCAAGCCUCCUGUCAAGACGCCUGCUCCUUCGUUUGCCAACGGCCUGACUGAUGGCAAGCUCGGCGGCAAGGACACGCUCAUGCCUGAUGGAUCGAGCUCGCUUCCGUUCCGCACCGCGUCGGCAUCGACUGCGGGUACUGCCGUCGAAGGCAAGUCUGGAGGCGACAUUGCCCACUCGGACUCUGCCGUCUCGAUUGGCUCAUGCUCGUCGAGCGACACGCAGACACCACGAGUCGACCGCUUGGAGCUCAACGACAGCCCCAAGCAGGACCCCAGCGACACCAUCUUCCCUCGCUCUGGCGACUCGACUGCCUCGUUGCCCACCGCCGGUAUCCCAACAAUGACGACGGGGCCAUUUGGCCGCGCUGUCAGGCAAAAGACGCUUCCCCACCUCACGUCGCCCGGCCACGAUGACGCCAAGGAAGACCUGGUUAUUUCGCAGUCGCCCGAGCAGGUGAUUGACGCGUCAGAGUCGGCUCCCAGGCCCGCCCGCACCACCACUGGUCGGGAUCGCUCCGUGACAAUGCCGAGCGCUCCCGGAGCACCCAUUGGCUCGAACGCGCCCAGCCGCCAGGAGUCUCGACAGGAGGUGCAGCAGCGCCGCGAAAGAGCAGCCUCAAUCUCGUCGACGCGCACAUUUGUCUCUGGUGGCGCCGAGUCCAUCUUCCGCCUCCUUCCUCGCGAGUCGCGCUCGGCCCUCAUGCGCAUGCUCGCGGUCGAGCCUUCUAUCCGUUGCACCCUGUCUGACCUCCUUGUUGGCGAGGGCAACGACGAUCAAAUGUGCCCGUGCGGCAGCCAGGAAUGCGGCGGUGCGCUGUCUCGCCCUCCUUCCGAGAUUACCGGUGUCGACAAUGACGAGGACGAGGGUGACCACUGGCUGCAGACGAUUGAGUGUUGCUCGCACAACCCUGGCAAGCCUGUCAACCACCAACACAUCAAGGUGGUCCAGGAGGAGAAGCCCAAGAAGAAGUUGUUUGGCCUGUCCCAGCGCGCAUGGCUCGCGCUCACCGUCGUCGUCGGAUUCGUGCUCUUCACCAAGCUUAUCAUGUCAAACGAAACCCACACCCACCACGUCCACGACCCGACGUUCAUCGUGCCGCGCGACUACCUGAACAGCUCGGCGUCCGACCCCGCGCCGUUCGACUUCUGCCCCGUCUUCGGGCCGGGCGACGCGAUCGCCGCGCGGCGGGGCCAGUUCGAGCUGCUCCGCUCCCGCCUGCACCUCGGCACAGGCAACCGCGUGCAGCGCGUGCUCCGCAAGGCGAUGAGCGGGAUGCCCGUCACCAUCAGUGUGCUUGGUGGCAGCGUCACAGCAUGCCAGGGCGCAGGGGACGACCUCGUCGCGCCAGAGUGCUACCCCCACCGCUUUUACGACUGGUGGAACAGCGUCUUCCCCCACCCCAACAACGAGCUCACGAACGGCGCAGUCAAGCGCACAGACUCGGCGUACUUUGCCUACUGCUCCGCGCACCACCUGCCCGACAGGACCGACUUGGUGAUUCUCGAGUUUGACACGGCGGAUCCAAAUGACCACGACUGGCUCGGCCACUUUGAACUCCUGGUCCGCUCCAUCCUCCUCCGCAAGGAGCAGCCCGCCGUCAUCGUUCUCGGCCACUUUAGCCCCCAGGUCCAGGCGCAGAACGGCUUUGCCGGCCCCGAGCUCCUGCACAACGCCGUCGCCCAGUUCUACGACGUGCCCCACGUCACGACCAAGGGCGUCAUGUACGAGACGUACCUCGAGCAGCCCCACCGCGCCCUCGCAUCGCUCUAUACCGACUCGCAGCUCGCCAACAAGGAGGGCCACGACCUCAUCGCCGAUGUGCUCAUCUCGUACAUCAUGUCCCAGAUCUGCGAGGGCUGGUCGACACUCCUCGGCCACUCGUACAACGUCCCAAGCGUGGACAGCAUCUCGGGCGAGUCGAUCGGCGGCACCCCUCUGCUGUUUGGCGGCGCUGGUCUCCGUCAGAACCAGGUCCCCGGCCAGACCAAGGAGGACGGCGCGACCGAGGCCGAGCUCGUGUCGCACGCCUCGGACCCGGGUCUCUCUGUCCCACCCAUGCGCCUCAACUCGCGUCCUGGAGAGCUGGAAAACUUCCGCGAGAGCGAGCCGUUCUGCGUCGCCGCCAGCGACUUAGUCAACCCCCUGCCGUCGUCCAUCUUCCUCGGAUCCGGAUGGCACGCGUACCACCCGUCCAAGAACUCGGUCUCGGAGCACCACCACUACUGGUACGCCGACCAGCCGACGUCGCGUCUGCGUGUCCCGCUGCGUAUCGGCGCUGGUGACGUUGGCAUCUACUACCUCCAGGGACCGGCGAGCAAGGGCUUUGGCACGGCGCGCUGCUGGGUCGACGACAAUGUCGAGGGCGCACGAAAGCUGCACGGCACGGCCGAGGUCGAGGAGCCGAUUGCGACAUUGACCAUGAUCGACCGCUUCGUGUCUCGUGGCUCGCAUUUCGUCGAGUGUGUGCUUGACGGCGAGCCUGGUGGACCAGCGACGCCCUUCAAGAUCCUCGGCAUUUUCACGACGUAACGCGACCACCGCCAUCUAGGGGCGCGCUGCAUGAUGAUGACGAGGCUAGGAGGGGACGACGAGGGAGACUACAUUUUUCUACUUAGACGCAUUGAAAAUGGCACACUGCAAUGGACU